This is a messenger RNA of Gossypium arboreum, 453 nucleotides long. RefSeq names its product metacaspase-9-like. The record is from RefSeq and is a predicted model, not a curated record. Lineage: Eukaryota; Viridiplantae; Streptophyta; Magnoliopsida; Malvales; Malvaceae. The coding region runs from base 1 to 453 and encodes 150 amino acids. The transcript has a single exon.
AUGGUUUCUGCAGAUGUGGACUUCAGGCAUUUUGUUAACCGGCUACUAGAUGGAGCAAGCUUCACAAUCCUAUCAGAUUUGUGCCACAGUGGUGGUCUCAUUGAAAAUGAGAAAAAACAAUUUGGUGCUGAGCAUAUGACGACACCAGUAAAUCCCAACAAGCCUAAACCAUCUAAUGUUAAGGCUAAGGGUAUUCCUUUUGAUGAGAUACAUGAUGCGAUAGUUAUAGCAGCAGGCCUCCUACACGGUGAAGUAAAUAUUAGCCAAAAGAUUUACGAAAUCUUUGGAAAAGAUGUGAGUCUCAAAUUCCAUCCUCACUACGUAUAUGGGUUUAUGGUGUUGGAUCCACUAAAGGAGGAGGAUGCGAUUUUAUUAAGUGGGUGUGAAGCCAAUGAGACAUCAUAUGACCUGGUUUUGGGAAUAAAGCCUUUGGGGCAUUCACUGAUGCAGUAG